AUGUCUGUCGUACAGUUUUGGGAUGGGAUGAAGUCUAUCGUGAUUUCAUUGAUCUUGAUAGUGGUAGUGGAAGGAUCUCACUUCCGCGGAGGUAUUUUUACAUGGCGACAUAUAUCAGGAAAUGAGGUUCGUGUCAAACACAGAAUGUCAUGGAGAAACACAGCCUAUAGUCCUGUUUGUGACGAUGAUUAUAAGGAUAGUGGCACACGGAGGACUUUCGACAGCGUCAGCUGUUUCAGUGGAUGUGACAGUUGGACAUGGAGCAGUCCCUCUCUUAUUUCGGUGUGUACGGACUUCAGUACCUCUGAGGACUGGGCAACUUACGAGGGGGAAUUUGAUGUUUCUGUACCAUCUUCUUCGACAUCCUUUGUCGUUGGGUAUUCUUCGUGUUGUUGGAUAAGCACACUGGCGUUGAACUCCGACUCCAGCUGGAUGAUUGCAACACGUAUAGACCUUACGUACCGACAAGACAUAGGUGGUAUCAACACUUCCCCAGUAACAGCCAUGCAACCCAUCGUCCGCCUUCAACGUGGUUGCAGUCACAGUAUAAAAAUACCAGUUGCUGACGAUGACGGAGAUACGGUGAAGUGUAGAUGGGGACAAAAUUCACCAGUUGAUGAGUGUAGUGGAAUCUGUAAUUCUUUCCCGGGUGCUGUUUUGAAUGAGGCAACCUGUACUUUAAAUUAUUCCUCAGUCUCGAAUUCAGCUGGUUAUUAUGGGGUGGCUAUUCAGAUUGAAGACUUCUCAUCACCCUCUUCAUCUACUCCUUUAAGCAGCAUUCCCCUUCAAUUCCUGGUCGAAGUCUUUGAUUCUGCAAGUGCAUGCGCCUCGGCACCAACUUUUAUUUCACCAACACCCCCAGACGGAGGAUGUUACGAGUCAGUUCAGGGCGUGACUUUUAGUGUAGAAAUUCGUAUCAGGACUGGAACCAGUAGCCAGUACAUCCAAGAAGUAGCAACGCAAUCCCCAGUUGGUGUAACUAAGUCGAACAUCCAACCCAUCUCCCAGACGGACUAUUACCUCACUCUGACGUGGACACCUACCAGCAGUCAACAGGGCUCGUACAUCAUAUGCUUCACAGCUGAAGAUAACUUGGGAUUAACAACGGAAUCUAGAUGCAUAACUUUGAAUGCUGUCGGUUCAAGUACAUUGCCCGCGGUAGUUCUGGGCAGCCAGACACCUUCAGGAUCAGUAUAUGGCGAUAACCACCAGUGGUCGCUGAGAUAUUCAAAUUACUUUGUGCGCCCUUCAUCAUCCGCGUUUAUCAGAAUUUACGAAUCAAAUGGUUUAUUGGUGGAACGGAUUGAUGUCACAUCUUCAUCUGUUGUUUACCCACAAUCCACCAGUGGAAGACAAUUGUCAUUCACUACUAAUUAUAACUACCAAAGAGGGCGUUCCUAUUAUAUACAGUUUGACGAAGGAGUAGCCAAUAGAGAACUCGGUUGCAGUGUAAAAUCUCCGGCAAUCGUGAGCACUACAUUUUGGACAUUCUCAAUAUAUUACGUCCGUUGCAGUGACAAUCCUUGUAGAAACAGUUACCUAUGUACUGAUCUGGUGGGAGAUUACUCCUGUCAGUGUUACCCGGGAUUCACGGAUAAGAAUUGUACCACAAAUGUCAAUGAAUGUUCAUCUAACCCCUGUCGGAAUGGCGGUACCUGUGUAGACGGAGUCAAUUCUUUCUCAUGUCUUUGUGAUUUUGAUCACUAUGGGCCUUUUUGUGGUGAACGUUACACAAGAUGUCGAGACCAUCCCUGUGAAAACAAUGCCACGUGUUCUGACGUUACCAACGGUUACAUGUGCCAUUGCUCUAAUGGUUAUACAGGCGUGAAUUGUUCCACUAACAUUGAUGAAUGCACCUCUAACCCUUGCCGAAAUGGUGGCACUUGUGUUGACAGAAUCAAUUCUUUCUCCUGUCUUUGUGACAUUGACCACUAUGGACCGGUUUGCAGUGAACGUUACAUAAGAUGCCGAGACCAUCCUUGUGAAAACAACGCGACAUGUUCUGAUGAAAUAAGUGGGUACAGGUGUCAGUGCCCAAGAGGAUUCACAGACGUGAAUUGUUCAACUGAUAUCGAUGAAUGUGAAACUGGUCCUUGUAAAAACAAUGCAUCCUGUUUAGACGGAAUAGAUUCGUACACAUGUCAUUGUUAUCCGGGAUUUUAUGGGGAAAACUGCACGGAAAGGAAUUUGGUGAGACUAAAGGAUGGAAGUACUCCAUAUCAAGGGCGUGUCGAAAUCUUCAAUGAUGGGGUCUGGGGAACCGUGUGUGACGAUCACUGGGAUGACAAUGACGCCGCUGUUGUUUGUGGAAUGCUGGGUUUCUCAAGAAAUAAUGCAAAAGGACUAUGUUGUGAAGUUUAUGGCAAAGGAGGGCCUCAGAUUUGGCUAGAUAACGUGGGAUGUCUGGGAACUGAACAAGAUAUUUUCCAUUGCCAACACAUAGGAUGGGGAAAUCAUAAUUGUGACAAUCAUGAAGAUGCAGCUGUUGUAUGCUCACCCAACGAUAAGCCUAUAAGACUUGUUGGGGGACACACCCCAUAUGAAGGAAGACUUGAAAUUUAUUACAAUGGAGAAUGGGGAACAGUCUGCGAUGACUACUGGGAUGAGAAAGAUACUGCAGUGGUUUGUCAAUCAUUGGGAUUUUCAUCAAAAAAUGCAGUUAGUAUGUGUUGUGCUCAGUUUGGAGAAGGAACGGGUCCCAUACUUUUGGACGAUGUGGAUUGCUUGGGAAUAGAGACAGAUAUUGGACAAUGCAAACACAGAGGAUGGACAGUCCAUAAUUGUCAACAUUUAGAAGAUGUGUCUAUUCGUUGUUCACCUAAUGAAGACUCAUCAACUACUUUUUCUACGACACUGACAACAAAGCCGAGAGAAUCAACUUCACCGUCAACAACUCCUGGAUCAACAACCACAAUGAUGAUAACGACAGAGGAAAGAGAUACAACAUCAAUCACCGAAAUCUCCAACAAAACAGUUCGACUUGUUGGAGGAGCCACACCCUAUGAGGGUAGAGUUGAAAUUUACUACAAUGGAGAAUGGGGAACAGUUUGUGAUGACAGUUUGGAGAGAAAUGGUCAUGGUUUUUGGAAUAGCUCUUUAUCUAAAGUGAUAUGUCGAUCUUUGGGAUUUUCCUCGCAAACAACAGUGAGUUUUUGCUGUGCACGCUGUGGAGAAGGUACAGGUCCUAUAUGGUUGGAUGAUGUCCGCUGCAAUGGAGACGAAUCAUCUAUUGAGAAAUGUCUGCAUAUUGGUUGGGGCAGUCAUAACUGUAGACAUGUCGAAGAUAUAUCUGUUAACUGUUUUCCAGGGGAGGACACAAGAGUUCGACUCGUUGGAGGAAACACUCCCUAUGAGGGCAGAGUGGAGGUUUAUCACAAUGGAGUAUGGGGGACAGUUUGUGAUGAUUAUUUUCAAUUCAAUGCCGAUGGUUCAAACAACAGUUUCUCCGAAGUUAUAUGCCGAUAUUUAGGCUUUCCGUGGCAAACAUCAGUGAGCAUUUGCUGUGCACGUUAUGGGGAAGGAACUGGUCCUAUUUGGCUAGAUGAUGUACAGUGUAGUGGAAAUGAAGCAAAUAUUGAGGAUUGUCAACAUAUUGGUUGGGGUAACCAUAAUUGUGGACAUCAUGAGGAUCUGUCUGUCAACUGUGCAUCAGAGGAGGUCACUCCCAUUCGUCUUGUUGCUGGAGAAACCCCUUACAAAGGGAGGGUGGAGGUAUAUCACAACGGAGAAUGGGGGACUGUUUGUGACGACUCCUGGGAUAACCAAGAUGCUGCCGUGGUCUGUCGAUCUCUUGGGUUUUCUGUAAUGAAUUCAGCAGCAUUUGGUAAUGCAUAUUUUGGUGAGGGAAAUGGCUCUAUUUGGAUGGAUAAUGUUCACUGUUCUGGUACAGAGGCAAGAAUUGAACAAUGCCAUCAUAACGGGUGGGGACAUCAUAAUUGUGGCCAUCAUGAAGAUGCGUCUGCCAUAUGUCAAGCUGGAUUGUUCAGUCCAGUGCGGCUUAUGGGAGGACAGACUCCAUACGAGGGUAGAGUAGAGAUAUACCGUAAUGGAGUAUGGGGAACAGUUUGUGAUGAUGCUUGGGAUGAUUUGGAUAGUGUGGUGGUCUGUAGGUCUCUGGGAUAUCCCACACAAAACGCUCAGAGCUUUGGAUCUGCUUUUUUCGGUCAAGGAUCGGGUCCUAUUUUGUUAGACGAUGUAAAUUGCCAUGGAUCAGAGACAAACAUCGAGGAGUGUCCACAUAAUGGAUGGCAAACUCAUAAUUGUGUCCAUCAGGAAGAUGCUUCUGUCAGAUGUUCAGAGGUCACUGCCAUACGUCUUGUUGAUGGAGAAACCCCUUAUGCAGGGAGAGUGGAGGUAUAUCACAACGGAGAAUGGGGGACUGUUUGUGACGACUCCUGGGAUUACCGAGAUGCUGCAGUGGUCUGUCGAUCCCUUGGGUUUUCUGUAAUAAAUCCAUCAGCAUUUGGUAAUGCAUAUUUUGGUGAGGGAAAUGGCUCUAUUUGGAUGGAUAAUGUUCACUGUUCUGGUACAGAGGCAAGAAUUGAACAAUGCCAUCAUAACGGGUGGGGACAUCAUAAUUGUGGCCAUCAUGAAGAUGCGUCUGUCAUAUUCAGUCCAGUGCGUCUUGUGGGAGGACAGACUCCAUACGAGGGUAGAGUAGAGAUAUACCGUAAUGGAGUAUGGGGAACAGUUUGUGAUGAUGCUUGGGAUGAUUUAGAUAGUGUGGUGGUUUGUCGGUCUCUGGGAUAUCCCACACAAAACGCUCAGAGCUUUGGAUCUGCAUUCUUCGGUCAAGGAUCGGGUCCUAUUCUGUUAGACAAUGUAAAUUGCCGUGGAUCAGAGACAAACAUUGAGGAGUGUCCACAUAAUGGAUGGCAAACUCAUAAUUGUGUCCAUCAGGAAGAUGCCUCUGUUAGAUGUUCAGAGGUCCGACUUGUUGGUGGAAACACUCCCUAUCAGGGUAGAGUGGAGGUUUUUUAUAAUGGAAUAUGGGGAACAGUUUGUGAUGAUUUUUAUUCAUUUAAUGCUGAUGGAUCGAAAAACAGAUUCUCUGAAGUAGUAUGCCGUACUUUAGGCUUUCCCUGGCAAACAUCUGUGAGCUAUUGCUGUGCACGUUAUGGGCAAGGAACAGAUCUUAUCUGGCUAGAUGAUGUACGAUGUAGUGGAAAUGAAACAAAUAUAAAAGAGUGUUCACACAUCGGUUGGGGUAACCAUAACUGUGGACAUCACGAGGAUUUGUCUGUCGACUGUCUACCAGAGGAAGACAUUACAGUCCGACUUGUUGGAGGAAACACUCCCUAUCAGGGUAGAGUGGAGGUCUAUUACAAUGGCGUAUGGGGAACAGUUUGUGAUGAUUAUUAUUUAUUUAAUGGUGAUAGUACAUACAACAGUUUCCCAAAAGUGAUAUGCCGAUCUUUAGGCUUUCCGUGGCAAACAUCUGUGAGCUAUUGUUGUGCUCAUUAUGGGCAAGGGACAGGCCCUAUUUGGCUAGAUGAUGUACAGUGUAGUGGAAAUGAAACAAAUAUUGAAGAGUGUCCACACAGAGGUUGGGGCAAUCAUAACUGUGGACAUUACGAGGAUGUGUCUGUCAACUGUCUACCAGAGGAGGCCACUACAGUCCGACUUGUUGGUGGAAACAGUCCAUAUCAGGGUAGAGUAGAAGUUUAUUACAAUGGAGUAUGGGGAACAGUUUGUGAUGAUUUUUAUUCAUCUUCUGCUGCACGAUUCCCUGAAGUAGUAUGCCGAUCUUUAGGCUUUCCCUGGCAAACAUCUGUAAGCUAUUGCUGUGCACGCUAUGGGCAAGGAACAGGUCCUAUUUGGCUAGAUGAUAUACAGUGUAGUGGAAAUGAAACAAAUAUUGAAGAUUGUCAACAUAUCGGUUGGGGUAACCAUAACUGUGGACAUCACGAGGAUGUGUCUGUCAACUGUCUACAAGAGGAGGUCACUCCUAUUCGUCUUGUUGAUGGAGAAACUCCAUACGAAGGGAGGGUUGAGGUUUAUCACAAUGGAGAAUGGGGGACUGUUUGUGACGACUUCUGGGAUAACAAAGAUGCUUCAGUGGUCUGCCGAUCGCUUGGGUUUUCUGCAAAUGGUUCGACAGCAUUUAGUAGGGCAUAUUUUGGAGAGGGUAAUGGCUCUAUUUGGAUGGAUGAUGUUUAUUGCUCUGGAAAUGAAGAACGAAUUGAACUGUGCCGACAUAUCGGGUGGGGACAACAUAAUUGUCGCCAUUAUGAAGAUGCGUCCGUCAUAUGCCAAGCUGGAUCAUUCAGUCCAGUGCGGCUUGUCGGAGGAGAAACUCCAUACGAAGGUAGAGUAGAGAUAUACCGUAAUGGAGUAUGGGGGACAGUUUGUGAUGAUGCUUGGGAUGAUUUGGAUAGUAUGGUGGUCUGUCGCUCUCUGGGAUAUCCCACAGAGGGCGCCAGAAGCUUUCAGUCUGCUUUCUUCGGUCAAGGAUCGGGUCCUAUUCUGUUAGAUAAUGUUAACUGCCACGGAUCCGAGUCAAACCUUGAGGAGUGUCCACAUAAUGGAUGGCAAACUCAUAACUGUGUCCAUCAGGAAGAUGCCUCCGUCAGAUGUUCAGAGGCCCAUGUUCCAACACCAUCAACAUCAUUUUCACUUCCGCAAACAGCUACAACGGAACAGGCUUCAACAGCCCCAGAAAAGUCUUCCAUGACACAAAAUCUAACAACUGUUACCAUGACGCACAAUCCUACUACGACGACCACACAAGCUCAAAGAGCAACACCAACCACUUUACAAGCACCAUCGACAAUAACCACCAAACAAUUUUUUACAACGACGACAACAAUGGUGCAAGCUCCAUCAACAAAAACUACGAAACAAGUUCCAACAUCAACCACAACACAAACUCCAUCAACGACUACCACAAGCAACGUCCCAACGACUAAAAUAACACAAGGUACAACGACAACAACACAAGGACAAUCGAUAACAACCAUUACAACAAUAGCACAGGAUAAAACAACUACGAAAACAACGAUACAAACUCCAGCAAUGACAAACAUAGAACAAGAUCCAACAAUAACAACCACAGCUCAGGUCCCAACGACAACAACAACUGCACGAGCUUCAACGAUAACACACGAUCCGUUGACUAAAUCAACGACACAAGGUACAACAACGAAAACUAAGACUCAAGCACCAACAAAAAUAACCACAACACAAACUUUAUCAACGACAACCACAACCAAGGCUCCAACGACGACAGGGACUGCACAUAGUCUAACAAAACCAUCAGUCCAGGAUCCAUCGACAACAAUCACUACUUCGCCAGCCCAAACAACGACGAUAACUAUAGCACAAGAUUUCAGAACUAAGACAACAACGAUACACAAUCCAACAAUCACAACACAAGCUCCAAAGACUUCAACAGUAAUACAAGCUCAAAACACAACAUUUUCACCAGGAGUUUUAACAACGACGAAAACCAAAACGGAAGCUCCAUCACCAACAACUGCAACACAAGCUCCAAGGCCAACAGCCACGACAGAGAUUCCAGGAGUGACAAUAAAUGCAGCACAAGCACCAGUGACAACCACAACACAAAAUCCAAUAACGACAACAUCCACGACACAAGCUCCAAAGAAACCAACCACUACACAAGCUCCCUCAACAGCCACGCAGCAUACUCAAACAACAGCAACCAUAACUCAAGCUCCAACAACGACAACCACAGCACAACUUCCAACAACAACCAUAACACAACCUCCAACAACAUCAACCACAACACAUGCUCUUACAACAACUACAACAUAUGAUCCAACAACAACCACCACAACACAAGCUCCAACAACAGCGUCAACCACAAUACAAUCUCCAACAACGACAACCACAAUACAAACUACAACAGCGUCAACCACAACACAAGCUCCAACAACGAUAAACACAACACAAGGUCCAACAAUAACAACAGCAACACAAGCUCAAACAACGACCACCACAACACAAUUUCCAACAACAAAGACAACCACAAUACAAUCUCCAACAACGACAACCACAACACAAACUACAACAGCGUCAACCACAACACAAGCUCCAACAACGACAACCACAACACAAGGUCCAACAAUAACAACAGCAACAAAAGCUCAAACAACAACCACCACAACACAAGCUCCGACAACUUCAACCACAACACAAGCUCCAACAACAACCACCACCACACAAACUCCAACGACAUCCACCACAACACAAGCUCUGACAACUUCAACCACAACACAAGCUCCAACAACAACCACCACCACACAAACUCCAACGACAUCCACCACAACACAAGCUCUGACAACUUCAACCACAACACAAGCUCCAACAACAACUACCACCACACAAACUCCAACGACAUCCACCACAACACAAGCUCCGACAACUUCAACCACAACACAAGUUCCAACAACAGACACCAUCACACAAACUCCAACGACAUCCACCACAACACAAGCUCCUACACCGACAACUACAACACAAUCCUCAACAACAACCACCACAACACAAGCUCCGACAACUUCAACCACAACACAAGCUCCAACAACAACCACCACCACACAAACUCCAACGACAUCCACCACAACACAAGCUCUGACAACUUCAACCACAACACAAGCUCCAACAACAACCACCACCACACAAACUCCAACGACAUCCACCACAACACAAGCUCUGACAACUUCAACCACAACACAAGCUCCAACAACAACCACCACCACACAAACUCCAACGACAUCCACCACAACACAAGCUCUGACAACUUCAACCACAACACAAGCUCCAACAACAACCACCACCACACAAACUCCAACGACAUCCACCACAACACAAGCUCCGACAACUUCAACCACAACACAAGCUCCAACAACAGACACCACCACACAAACUCCAACGACAUCCACCACAACACAAGCUCCUACACCGACAACUACAACACAAUCCUCAACAACAACCACCACAACACAAGCUCCGACAACUUCAACCACAACACAAGCUCCAACAACAACCACCACCAUACAAACUCCAACGACAUCCACCACAACACAAGCUCUGACAACUUCAACCACAACACAAGCUCCAACAACAACCACCACCACACAAACUCCAACGACAUCCACCACAACACAAGCUCCGACAACUUCAACCACAACACAAGCUCCAACAACAGACACCACCACACAAACUCCAACGACAUCCACCACAACACAAGCUCCGACAACUUCAACCACAACACAAGCUCCAACAACAACCACCACCACACAAACUCCAACGACAUCCACCACAACACAAGCUCUGACAACGUCAACUACAAUGCAACCUUCAACAACGACACCCACAACACAAGCUCCAACAACAAUCAUAAAACAAGCAACAACAAAUGCUCUAGCAACAACCACAACAACACAAGCUCUAACUACGACAACCACAACAAAAUCUCCAAUGACAACCACAUCACAAGCUCUGACAACCACAACAACACAUGCUCCAACAACAACAACAACACAAGGUCCAACGACAACCACCACAACACAAGCUCCUACACCGACAACUACAACACAAUCCUCAACAAUGACAACCACAACACAAACUUCAGUAGCAUCAACCACCACAAAACAAGCUUCAACAAUGACAACCACCACACACGCUCCAACUACCACAACACAAGCUCCCUCAACAACCACCAAAACACAAGGUCAAACAACGACAACCACAACACAAGCUCCAACAACUACAACACAACCUCUUACAAUAACAACCACAACACAACCUCCAACAACAAUCAUAAUACAACCUCCAACAACAUCAACUCCAACAGAUGCUCCAACAACAGCCACAACACAUGCUCAAACAACGACAUCCACAACACAAUUUCCAACAACGACAACCACCACACAAGCUCUGAUAACCACAACAACCACACAGCCUCCAACAACGACCACAACAUCAAUUCCAAUGACAACCACAAUGCAAGUUCAAACGACAACCACCAAAACACAAGCUCCAACAACUACAACCACAACACAAGCUCCAACAACAACAACCACACAAGCUCCAACAACAACAACCAUAGCUUCGACAACUACUUCUUUAUACCAAGCACUAGAGAGUUUUACGUUUGGUGAGGAAGUUUCUGAUUCGAGUUUAAGCGGGGAUGAUGUAACAAGUCCAGCCCUGAAUACUCCAACACAUAUUUACAUUGGGGAUGGAACAGAGGGAUCUUUUGACACCAUUUACGUAUGA
Saccostrea echinata is the source of this 10245-nucleotide messenger RNA. RefSeq lists its product as uncharacterized. Gene Ontology annotation, cellular component: membrane. The record is from RefSeq and is a predicted model, not a curated record. The transcript is spliced from 46 exons. NCBI's taxonomy places the organism in Eukaryota, Metazoa, Mollusca, Bivalvia, Ostreida, Ostreidae. The coding region runs from base 1 to 10245 and encodes 3414 amino acids. Gene Ontology annotation, molecular function: calcium ion binding.